Molecule: messenger RNA, 2548 nt
Organism: Cyprinodon variegatus (sheepshead minnow)
Lineage: Eukaryota; Metazoa; Chordata; Actinopteri; Cyprinodontiformes; Cyprinodontidae
Product: signal peptide, CUB and EGF-like domain-containing protein 1
Exons: 16
Coding region: 1-2304 (767 amino acids)
Biological process (GO): signal transduction
Cellular component (GO): cell surface
Molecular function (GO): calcium ion binding
Source: RefSeq, a predicted model, not a curated record
AUGCUAAUGAAGUGUAGCGCCGGUCAUUUGUCUCUUUCGUCCUCUUUAGAGAGCUGUGCUGUAAACAAUGGCGGCUGUGACCGGACCUGUAAGGACACCGCCACCGGGGUACGCUGCAGCUGUCCUGUGGGGUUCACUCUGCAGCCUGAUGGCAAAACCUGCAAAGAUAUCGAUGAAUGCGAGGAGAACAAUGGAGGCUGCGAUCAUUCCUGCAGAAACACGGUGGGUUCGUUUGAGUGCAGCUGCCAGAAAGGAUACAAGCUUCUCACUGACGAGCGGACAUGCAAAGACACUGAUGAGUGCUCCUUUGAGAGGACCUGUGACCACACUUGCAUUAACUACCCCGGCAGCUUUGAGUGUUUGUGCAACAAGGGAUAUAUCCUCUAUGGUCUCACCCACUGUGGAGAUAUUGAUGAGUGCAGCAUCAACAAUGGCAGCUGUGAGUACGGCUGCAUAAACACACAGGGUAGCUAUGAGUGUGUUUGUCCACCUGGGCAGAAACUCCACUGGAACAAGAGAGACUGCAUCGAGGCUGUGAAAUGUCUACCCAAUGGAAAGCCUGCACCACGAGCCCAGCUCAUCUGCACCAAGACUGGAGGCACCGAAGUCUGCUCCGUCUCCUGUCCCUCCAACGCUCUCUUCCUUGCAGGUAACCGAACUUUCCAACUAAGCUGCUCCUUGUCCAAAGAAGUAAAUAAAAAAAUAAUAAAAACAACCUUGUGUUUCUUUCUGCUAUGGACAAACACAGACCCACUGGCCACACCUAUCAAGGAGUUUGCCAAGCUGAAGCUUAAAGAUGCCAAAUGUCACCUGAGCCCGCGCACCAAGGAGAGACUCAGGGAUCCCUCCCCACAGAACCUCCAAGGAGGUCAGUUCCUCUGCACCGAUGACUGCCAAGUAACGUUUGUCAACCUCAAGUGCGACUCGUCGAAGAAGCGCCGCAGGGGACGCAAGUCUCCAUCAAAAGAGGUCUCGAUCAUCUCAGCGGAGUUUGAAAUUGAGAUGAAGGAAGAGGAAGCCUCAGACUCCUGUAACAUUGACUGCGUGCGGAAGAAGACCAGGAAUAAACUCGCUAGCGCCAUGCGUACACUGAGGAGGUCCAUCAUCAAGCAGCAGUUCUACAUCCAGUUUUCUGGAACCGAGUAUGAAGUGGCCCAGAAACCCGUCAGGACUCUAGAGGGAGGCGAGACCUGCAGCACGGGUCAGGUCUUCCACGAUGGGAAGUGUGUGAGCUGUGGUGCGGGGACGUUUUACAGUGGUGAGCAGGAGCAGUGUGUCCAGUGUCCUCCUGGGACUUACCAGGACAUGGAGGGUCAGCUGACCUGUGAGCCAUGUCCCAGCACUGAAGGACAGGGCAUCGUCGGCGCCAAAAACGUGUCUCAGUGUGGAGGUCAGUGUCCUCCAGGUCAGUUUUCCACAGACGGGUUCCGGCCAUGCCGUCCCUGUCCUCUGGGCUCCUACCAGCCGGAACCAGGUCGGGUUUUGUGCUUCCCGUGUGGAGGGGGCCUCCUGACCAAAUAUGAAGGCUCGGUCACCUUCAGGGACUGUGAGGCCAAAGUCCACUGUGCUCCUGGACAUUUCUACAACUCCAGUACCCACCGCUGCAUCCGCUGCCCAGCAGGGACCUACCAGUCUGAGUUUGGCCAGAACUACUGCAUCAACUGUCCUGGGAACACCACCACGGACUUUGAUGGGGCCACAAACGUGUCCCACUGCAAAAACCAGCUCUGCGGAGGGGAAGUAGGGGAGUACACCGGCUACAUCGAGUCGCCCAACUAUCCCGGAGAUUACCCAUCAAACGUGGACUGCGUCUGGACCAUAAGUCCUCCACACAAAAGACGAAUCCUCAUUGUGGUUCCAGAGAUCUUCCUUCCCAUUGAAGACGAGUGUGGAGAUGUGCUUGUCAUGAGAAAGAGCGCGGUGCCCACCUCCAUCACUACCUACGAGACGUGUCAGACGUACGAGCGGCCGAUCGCCUUCACCUCUCGCUCGCGCAGACUUUGGAUCCAGUUUAAGUCCAACGAGGCAAACAGCGGAAAAGGUUUCCAGGUUCCAUACGUCACCUAUGAUGAGGACUACCAGCAGCUGAUAGAAGACAUAGUGCGAGAUGGGAGACUUUAUGCAUCUGAGAACCACCAGGAGAUACUCAAGGAUAAGAAGUUAAUAAAAGCCCUGUUUGACGUCCUUGCCCACCCCCAGAAUUACUUUCAGUACACGAGUGCGGAGUCCAAAGAGAUGUUUCCUCGCUCCUUCAUCCGGCUGCUGCGCUCCAAAGUCAGCAGGUUCCUGCGGCCGUACAGCUAGAACCAACCACCUGAUUCUGCACUUAAACCCUUUGAUCCUGCAUCAUUCCAGAUGUUCCCAUAUGUAACACUGAAUCCCUCCUUGUUUUCUCUCCUUGUUUUCUUAGGAAGAAAUCCUAAUUUCCUGUAUUUGUCUCUAUUGUCACAUGAUGCCUUUCAACAUCGUGACUACAACACUAUAACCCCCCCCCACCCCCGUAGCACAACGGUACACUUAAACAUGCAAAGUUUGACAAAUAGAGGAU